CUCCGGCCGCGGUGCUCCAGGGUCCCGCGCGGCGCACCUGGACCCGAGCGAGGGCCGGGGGGGCGCGGAGCCGCGCAGCGCUCGGGGCCUCCCGCCUCCCUCCCUGCCGGAGCCACUCCAGGGCCGCACGGCGCUCGCACCCUGCAGGGGCAGCUGCGGCUUCGCGGGGACCCACUGGGCAGGAGAGGCAGACGAAGUUUUUUCUCCCUCCCCGGCUGCAAGACUCCGAUGGGCAAGAUGGUGCCCAACUGUCUGCGCGCACUCUUCGUUUUGCUGCUGCUCCUCGCCUGCCCCGAGUCGCGGGCUUCCCAGAACUGUCUCAACAAACAGCAGCUACUCUCGGCCAUCCGCCAGCUGCAGCAGCUGCUGAAGGGCCAGGAGACGCGCUUUGCUGAGGGCAUCCGCCACAUGAAGAGCCGGCUGGCCACGCUGCAGAGCUCUGUGAGCAGGGUGGCCCCGGAUGCGCCGCCAGUUUCCUGCCCUGCUCUGAAUGCCCCUCCAGAUGGCAAAAAGUUUGGAAGCAAGUACCUAGUGGAUCAUGAAGUCCAUUUUACCUGCAACCCUGGAUUCCGACUGGUUGGGCCCGGCAGCGUGGUGUGUCUUCCCAAUGGCACCUGGUCAGGGGAGGAGCCCCACUGUAGAGAUAUCAGUGAAUGCUCCAGCCAGCCUUGCCAAAAUGGUGGCACAUGCGUAGAAGGAGUCAACCAGUACAGAUGCAUUUGUCCUCCAGGAAGGACAGGGAGCCGCUGUCAGCACCAGGCCCAGACUGGUGCCCCAGAGGGCGGCGUGGCCAGCGAUUCUGCCUUCAGCCGUGCACCGCGCUGUGCGCAGGUAGAGCGGGCCCAGCACUGCAGCUGUGAGGCCGGAUUCCACCUGAGUGGCACCACCGGUGACAGCAUGUGCCAGGAUGUUAAUGAGUGCGAGCUCUAUGGGCAGGAGGGGCGCCCCCGGCUCUGCAUGCACACCUGUGUCAACACCCCAGGCUCCUACCGCUGCACCUGCCCCAGUGGAUACCGAACCCUGGCCGACGGGAAGAGCUGUGAGGAUGUCGAUGAGUGUGUGGGCCCACAGGAUGUGUGCCCACGGGGGACCACGUGCAUCAACACCGGUGGGGGCUUCCAGUGUGUCAGCCCCGAGUGCCCCGAGGGCAGCGGCAAUGUGAGCUAUGUGAAGACAUCCCCCUUCCAGUGCGAGCGAAACCCCUGCCCCAUGGACAGCAGACCCUGCCGCCACCUGCCCAAGACCAUCUCCUUCCAUUACCUGUCUCUGCCCUCCAACCUGAAGCCGCCCAUCACGCUCUUCCGCAUGGCCACAGCCUCCGCCCCGAGCCGGCCCGGGCCCAACAGUCUGCGGUUUGGGAUUGUGGGUGGGAAUAGCCGUGGCCACUUCGUGAUGCAGCGUUCAGACCGGCAGACUGGGGAGCUGAUCCUCGUCCAGAGCCUUGAGGGGCCUCAGACACUGGAGGUGGACGUUGACAUGUCAGAAUACCUGGACCGCUCCUUCCAGGCUAACCAUGUGUCUAAGGUCACCAUCUUCGUGUCCCCCUAUGACUUCUAAGUGUGCUGGUAGGGUACCGGGGUAUGGAGAUCUGGCUCAUUUUCUUCCUGGAAGACUCCACUGUGGGUACUGCCUUCGACAGCCAUCUCUCCCCUUCCACCUUGUCACUGCCCACCCUCCUAUUCACCCAGGCUUCUAGGGCAGUGCUGUAUACUGUCCCAUAAGUGGCACAGAAGGGCAGCCACAAAACCCAAAUGCUGGCAUCACAUUUUAUUUUCUGCUUUAAGGCCCUUCCUUACAUUAUGUACUAACUUGCUCAAACCUUUUUCAGGGAUGGUCAGCUUUUCAAAAUGCUGUGCAAACAGCAUGGUGAGUUUGAAAUAGCUGGGGAAGGAAAAGCUUGUAAUGUAUGUCAGGGGCUUUCAGCUCUUCUGCAGGGUUACAGCCAAGCUUGCUCUGAGUGAGGUGGUUCUGGUUAUGCUGAGGAGCCAGCCACACCUCUGCACAUGUGGUAUAGGGGGUGAGUCUCCUCUCACGACCCAACCGGGCACGCUGUCGUCUGCCUUCCCCCAUGUGACAUCCCCCCAGCCUUCUCAUCAGAGGGUCACGGAGGGCCUGUGAACUCCAUGCAGAUCCUUCUAGACCAAGGAACCAUCAUUAAACCCUGGAUUCUACCUGAGUUACUUCGCUUUUGAGAAAUCAUAUCUCAGCUACAUAUCUGGUAUUAUAACUGAAGAAAUAAAGUCUGUUGCUCCUCCCUGCCCACCUGACUUCUCCCUGAGCAUGAGACAGCCCAGUUCCUUCUAGGAGGUGAUAGCCGGCUCUCUUCCUGCCUGGGUUGCAUACACUGGAAUAAAUAAAUAAGACAGAAAACACAGAGGUGACGUUUGGGAUUGUUCCACCAAUACAAAUUUGUCUUGGCCACGUAGGAGAUUGGUAAGGACAUCUGGCUGUGGAGAGUUUGGGAAAAUGCUCAAAUUGUCAUUGAUUCUAUGGCCUUCUACUUCCUAUGGAAGAAUCAUGGGGUAAUGUUCUCCAGAUAGACUGAAGAAAAAAAUAUAGACCAGGGCUGAGAGUGGGCUGAGGGUGGAGUGGGGUGAGGGAGCCUGUUACAGUUAAAACUUAAGAGCUGAUAGCUGAGCUGUGAGGAAGUUUCUUCAUUUGUUCGUUUAUUCAUCCUCCCUUUCCUCCCUCCUUCCCUCCCUCUCUCUCCUUCCUUCCUUCCUUUUCUUCCCUUAAGUUUUGGAGGGAAGAAGUUUCAAUAUCCAAAUACAUGUGACUCUAUUGGUGGGAUUUCAUCACACAUUUUUUAUUUAAAAAUUAUUGGGCCCUAGUCUGAGAUGGAACUAGAGGAAGUGUGUCGCAUGUUCAAUCAUCAAGCCCAUAUCUACAUGGUUUCUAGGAUGAUGUAUCCUUGCCCUAUUUUUGAACAAAGAAUGAAGCAUGGUCAAGAGUUGUUUUUGAAAAUUUUUUUCUUGUCCCAAGGGCUCAGCUGCAAUCUCUAAUAACUGAACAGGUGCCUGCAGACUGCUUUUCUGAGUUAUUACAAGACUUCAUUAAAAUAUGAUCCACAGCCUUAUGUUUCCAAAUGUUGCUAUGCCGGGUCAGACACCUACAUGCCAUACGGUCCCAUGUGUGGAACCAGGUGGAAGAGUCCAGGGGCCUGGCCAGGUUCCUGGGUGAGAAGUCACAGCUGUGGGCUCUUUCUGCUGGGGAUGGGGUGGUUCAGAGGGACAAGGCUUUCACUUCCCAGCUGGUGAGGAGUGAUGUGAGAGUCUAUAGAGCAGGUGCCCUAAACUAGCAUUUGAUGAUGACUUUGAUGCCAAACAGGCUCCAUCUAAAGCAACAGUUUUCAUCACCAAGCGAUGCCAUUGUCAAACCUGCGCCCUACUGAUGAAAUCACAUGCUGAGCCCAGUUCCCACGGGCCCAAAUGUGAAGGCCUGACUGCUGAGGGCCCUCCCCCUGCUGGGUAAUGUCUUGUUCUCUGUGCCGUCUCCUCACUUUCUCCUGUAGAAACCAACUUCUCCUUUCCCCUUCCGUAGCUCCCACCUGCACUAGGUCAGAGUAGCUGGUAGUUACCAGGCAUUAAUUUGUAUCCUAGGUAGUAAAGUUGCAUAUUAUCUAGGGAGGCAUUAAAACUUUGUAUUAUGCAAAGUUGCAAACAUACAAAAGUGGAGGGAAUAGUAUAAUGAACCCCAUGUCUGAAUCACCAACUUCAACAAUUAAUCCAUAGGGCAAUCUUGUUUCAUUUACCUCUACCCCACAUCCUGAUGAUUUUGAAGUAAAUCUCGGAUACCACAUCAUUUGUCUGUAACUCUUACAGUAUAAUGCCUUUCAUGUCUAAAAAAUUAACAGUAAUUCUUUACUACUAUUGACACAUUCAGUCAUUGUUCAACUUUCUCUGAGUGACUCAUGACUUUUUGUUGGCUUUAAUUAAGUCAUUUAUUGAUGUGUCUCUUAAGUCUUUUUUGAUCUGUUGCAGAGUGUCUCAAACUUCAGCAUAUAUUGGAAUAAUCUGGAGGUUUGUUAGAAGACAGAAUAUCGUGUAGUUUAUGCUAUAAAAUUUCUCACAGUCUAGCUUUUACUAAGUGCAUCUUUUUGGUGUCUCUUAACGUGUUCCUGCAGAUUUAAUCAGAUGCAAGUUAGAUCUUCUUUGGCAGGACUACUUCAUUGGUGUUGAUAAGUACUUCCCGUAGAAGGCAGUACCGGUCACCUCUUUCUCCUGAUGUUAGCAGCUACUGCUGAUUAUUGCAUAGACAGAUCUAUUAUUCCUUUAGGGGUUUUAGUUAAUAUUUUAGUGCUAUUUUUUCUUUAUUGGUUUUACCUUAUAAAGAGAAACAUCUGCUGAUCACUUAUUUUGUUACCUGUCACAGCCCCUGUCGUCCUGUCAUUGUCACCGCACAAAGGAAACAGGCAGCACAUGGAUUGAAGUACAAGCUUGCAAGAGGUGGGCUAAACAGAGGGGCGCGGUAGCCCCUAGCAACCUCUGCAGUAGUUAUUUAUUGAGACACAUAACAGGUGAGGGGAGUUUCAUUGGAUAAUGACUGCAUGCUUAAGGAUUGGCCCAGGCUUGGGCUCUCUCCCUGAGACUCCAGAGGAUGUUUAGGAUUUAACACCUGCACCUGCGGAUGACUUACCUGAGGGUUUCCCAAGCUGCAAGACAUCUCGCCCAGGGUCCGUCCUGCCCUCUGUGUCUCCCACAGUUACCCUCAUAUUUGGUUUGUCUAUGAAAGGUAGGACAAAUUCUUGACUUCCUUUCUCUAUAUUUUCCACUUUUUAAAAUGAGGUGGUUCCCUGGCAUA
Nycticebus coucang (slow loris) is the source of this 4800-nucleotide messenger RNA. It is a transcript of the gene FBLN7, whose product is annotated as fibulin 7. The record is from RefSeq and is a predicted model, not a curated record. Bases 229 to 1557 code for a protein of 442 amino acids. The transcript is spliced from 8 exons. NCBI's taxonomy places the organism in Eukaryota, Metazoa, Chordata, Mammalia, Primates, Lorisidae. Gene Ontology annotation, molecular function: calcium ion binding.